CAGCAAUGAACACAAUCUUCAGCAAAAUCCCCAUAAAAAAAUCCGUUCUUUCUUCUUACCCUUUAUUCACUUGCCUUUCAUCAAACAAACCGCACAGUUACAAUUCAAAAUCUUUCAGUUCUUUGAAGCAAAGUGACACAAAGGAGUCAUCUUUGAUGAAGAUGAAGGAUGAAAGCAAGAAAAGGGCUGAGUGUAAAGAUAAGAGUGGGCCCAAAGACCAAAAGUCAAAAUCUAGAAGACUUAAUCCUGUUAAUACCACUUCUUAUGUUCAGAUUUUAGGAACAGGAAUGGAUACUCAAGACACAUCACCAUCAGUUUUGCUCUUCUUUGAUAAUAUGAGAAUUGUAUUCAAUGCAGGAGAAGGACUACAACGAUUUUGUACAGAACAUAAGAUUAAGAUGUCAAAGAUCGAUCACAUAUUUCUUUCACGCGUUUGCUCUGAAACGGCUGGUGGAUUACCAGGUCUUUUAUUGACAUUAGCUGGCACUGGUGAAAAAGGGUUAUAUGUAAAUGUAUGGGGACCGUCGGAUCUUAAAUAUUUCGUUGACGCAAUGAAAUCUUUCGUUCCAAAUGCAGCCACUGUUCACACACGAUGCUUUGAUGCAUCAUUCAAAUCUGAUAUGGUUUUAGUGGAUACAGAUACCGAAAACGUAAGUGAUCAAAUUAAACUUAUUCAUGAUAAAGUUGUCAAAAUAUCGGCUGUGUUGUUGCAACCUGAAACCCGCACGCGUAAAGAAGAUGAGUUUGCAAUAAAGUGUAGUGAUGUUUCUGUUCUAUAUGUUUGUGAGUUGCCGGAGAUCAGGGGUAAAUUUGACCCGGAUAAGGCCAAAGCACUUGGAUUAAAGCCCGGGCCCAAAUACCGUGAACUACAAGAAGGAAUAUCUGUGAAAUCCGAUUUACAAGAUAUCAUGGUUCAUCCCGACGAUGUACUUGGACCUUCGAUUCCCGGGCCCAUUGUUCUCCUUGUAGAUUGCCCAACACUCUCUCAUUUUCAAAAAAUAUUAUCCACGCAUUAUCUCGAGAAUUAUUACGCCGAUAAAGCGGAAGGAAAACACAAAAUUGUCAAUUGUGUAAUUCACUUAAGUCCAUCAUCGGUUGUAAACUCUAGUGAUUAUCAAAAGUGGAUGUCAAGAUUUUGUGGUGCCGAACAUAUUCUGGCAGGGCAUCAAAAGAAGAAUAUCGAGAUAUCAGUUUUGCAAUCUAGUGCAAGAGUUGCAGCUCGGCUGAAUUAUUUAUGCCCUCAGUUUUUCCCAGCUCCAGGUUUUUGGUCUCCUGAACAACCGAAUCGUUCAAAUGAUGUUUCUGAUCUAAAUUUUUGCAAGACUGUUUCUGCCGAAAAUCUUCUCAAGUUUCAUUUGCGUCCUUAUGCACAACUUGGAUUAGACCGAUCUUGUAUACCGAUUAAAGCAGGCCCCGAAGAAAUCAUUAACGACCUAAUUUCGGAAAUUCCAGAAAUUUCGGAUGCUGCUAAGCACGUUUCUCAGCUUUGGGAAGGUGAUGAAGAACUUUGGGUGAAUCAAAACGUUGUUUCUAGAUGUUUGAAAAAUAUAACAAGAGAAAAUGUCGAAAUUGUCCUUCUCGGAACCGGUUCAUCUCAACCGUCUAAGUAUCGAAACGUUAGUUCUAUCUUCAUCAAUCUUUUCUCUAAAGGUAGUUUACUACUAGAUUGCGGUGAAGGAACACUCGGUCAGCUAAAAAGAAGAUUUGGUAUUCAAGGCGCAGAUAAUGCCGUCAAACGUUUAAAGUGCAUUUGGAUUUCACAUAUUCACGCAGAUCACCACACGGGUUUAGCAAGAAUACUUAUUCUGAGACGUGACUUGCUAAAGGGGUUACCUCACGAACCUUUAAUCGUUAUUGGGCCUGAACAACUUAAAGGAUUCCUAGAUGCAUACGAAAAACUCGAAGAUUUAGAUAUGCAGUUUCUUGAUUGUAGCCUUACGACACAAACGUCUUUAGCUUCUUUUGAAUCAAACUAUAAUAACCGACUAAAUAGUUAUCCGAUUCUCAAGAAUUUGAAAAAUGUGAUUGGUGAUGCGGGCUUAGAAAACGUGAUUAGUUUUCGUGUUGAACAUUGCAAGGAAGCGUUUGGGGUGGUUUUGAAGGGUACGGAUAGAAUUGAUAGUGACGGGGGAGUUAUACCCGGGUGGAAGAUUGUAUAUUCGGGUGACACUCGACCGUGUUCUGCGUUAGUGGAAGCUUCUAGAGGAGCAACUGUUUUGAUACACGAGGCGACUUUUGAGGAUGCUUUAGAGAAAGAAGCAACAGCAAAAAACCACAGUACAACAUCAGAAGCAAUUGAAACGGGGAACGCUGCAGGAGCGUAUCGAAUCAUUCUUACACAUUUCAGUCAAAGAUACCCAAAGAUUCCGGUAUUUGACGAAAGUCACAUGCAUAAAACAUGCAUAGCUUUUGAUAUGAUGAGCGUUAACUUUGCGGAUUUACAUGUGCUUCCAAGAGUACUUCCGUACCUUAAACUGCUGUUUAAAAAUGAAACGAACGUGGAUGAAUGCGAGGAUGUUGAGGAUGCUGUUACUCUGGCUGCUUGAACACCGUUCGUUUAUGAUGUAAUCGAGUUUUCUACCGAUUCUUUUGAGGCCGUCGUUUUCUUAAUUACAUUCUUAAGAAUGAUUUAUGUACAGAUAAGAUAAUCAGUUUAAACUUUGCUGCAACUGGAAACAUAUGAUGGCAUAGCUAUUAAUAGCGCGCUCGCUAUGGCGUUUAGUGUGGCAAAGCGAUUGCAAGUCGCAAUCUGAUUAUGACGCCCUCAUAGCGUGGAAAUAGCGGGAUUUAAGGGUUUUCUUUUUGUUUUAAUAUAAAUAGCGAUAAUAUAUGUCUAUAAAA
Molecule: messenger RNA, 2841 nt
Organism: Helianthus annuus (common sunflower)
Lineage: Eukaryota; Viridiplantae; Streptophyta; Magnoliopsida; Asterales; Asteraceae
Product: tRNAse Z TRZ4, mitochondrial
Exons: 12
Coding region: 6-2546 (846 amino acids)
Biological process (GO): mitochondrial tRNA 3'-end processing
Cellular component (GO): mitochondrion
Molecular function (GO): 3'-tRNA processing endoribonuclease activity
Source: RefSeq, a predicted model, not a curated record